Oryzias melastigma (Indian medaka) is the source of this 6544-nucleotide messenger RNA. Its product is annotated as receptor-type tyrosine-protein phosphatase F. Gene Ontology annotation, biological process: protein dephosphorylation. The transcript has 35 exons. Gene Ontology annotation, molecular function: protein binding; protein tyrosine phosphatase activity. Bases 360 to 5732 code for a protein of 1790 amino acids. Lineage: Eukaryota; Metazoa; Chordata; Actinopteri; Beloniformes; Adrianichthyidae. The record is from RefSeq and is a predicted model, not a curated record.
GAACAGCUCCGGAAACAACCGAACGUGGCCGAAAAGUCCCGAGGGAGGAAGCGUGAAAGUGAGCGUCUGCAGCUCUGAGAGCAGCGCUUCUUGGCGGAGGAGCCUUCAUCCGCAGUGCUCCCGGGAGCUCUGCUUCUCCACCACUCCUGGAAUCAUCUCCGUUGUUCCGGUGGACACCUUCGGAAGGUCACAGGAUUAACCUGAUUCUAUGGAAGGAGCUGCACCUCCUUUCAGAUGGGAUUUCUGGAGCUUUCCUUCAUUUAUCCCUCCAAAUAAGUCACAGUCUUAUUGGAUACAAGUGUGAGUCUGCAGCAAAUGAACUCCAGUUUCAGGACCGAAGGAGGUCCCUCACCCCUGAGAUGAUGGAUCUUCAAUUCAGAGGGUUUAUUUUUCUGCUACUGCUGGCCCAGCUGAUCCUGCCCGCUCACACUGACAGCAUGCCGAGCUUCAUCAAAGCCCCAGAUGACCAAACGGGGAUUUCUGGAGGAGUGGCGUCUUUUGUUUGCCAGGCAGGAGGGGAGCCCAAACCACGGAUCACCUGGAUGAAAAAGGGAAAGAAGGUCAACUCUCAACGCUUUGAGGUGAUUGACUUUGACGACGGCUCUGGCUCAGUGUUGCGGAUUCAGCCUUUGAGGACCCACAGAGAUGAAGCCAUCUAUGAGUGCACAGCCACCAACAGCGUGGGGGAGAUCAAUACCAGCGCCAAGCUGACGGUGCUGGAGGAGGACCAGAUCCCACAUGGCUUUCCCUCCAUAGACAUGGGCCCCCAGCUGAAGGUCGUGGAGAGAACCCGCACUGCCACCAUGCUCUGCGCCGCCAGUGGAAAUCCAGACCCAGAGAUCUUCUGGUUCAAAGACUUCCUGCCUGUAGAGAUCGACAGCGGUAACGGACGGAUAAAACAGCUGCGCUCAGGUGGUACACCCAUAAGAGGAGCGCUGCAGAUAGAAAACAGCGAGGAGUCGGAUCAGGGGAAGUACGAGUGCGUGGCUGUGAACAGAGCGGGGACUCGUUACUCUUCCCCCGCCAACCUGUAUGUGCGAGAUCAACGGGAAGUCAGGCGCGUGCCUCCACGUUUCUCCAUUCCCCCCACCAGCCAGGAGGUAAUGCCAGGCGGCAGCGUCAACCUGACCUGUGUGGCGGUCGGUGCUCCCAUGCCUUACGUCAGGUGGGUGAGUGGGGAGGCAGAGCUGACGCAGGAGGACAAGAUGCCCGUCGGCCGCAACGUCCUGGAGCUCACCAACAUCCACCAAUCAGCCAACUACACAUGUGUGGCCACGUCGUCCCUGGGCACGAUUGAGACCACGGCCCAGGUCUUUGUUAGAGCUCUUCCCAGGAUGCCUACCUCCCUCAUCGUCACGGAAACGACUGCCACCAGCGUCACUCUGACUUGGGACUCUGGGAACUCUGACCCAGUGCUCUACUAUGUGAUUCAGUACCGUUCCAAACUGUCUGAGAACGGUUUUCAGGAAGUGAACGGCGUAGCGACGACCCGGUACAGCAUUGGUGGACUCAGCCCAUUCUCCGAGUACGAGUUCCGCGUCAUUGCAGUAAACAACAUCGGGCGGGGGCCUCCUAGCAGCCUUGUGCACACCCGUACAAGCGAGCAGGCUCCAUCCUCCCCUCCUCUCCAUGUGCAAGCCCGGGUGCUGAGCCCCAGUACUAUGCUGGUGAGGUGGGACCCCCCAGAGGAGCCCAACGGGCAGAUACAGGGGUACCGGGUUUACUACAGUUCAGAGCCCAGCGACCCACUCAGCACCUGGCAGAUACACAACACCGACAACAGCCAGUUCACCACCAUCUCAGGUCUGAAAACAGGUCUCACCUACAGCCUGAGGGUGCUGGGUUUCACCUCUGUGGGGGACGGACCUCCAUCGGAGGUUCUGCGGCUCAAAGCUCAGGCAGGAGUUCCAGCUCAGCCGGACGGGUUUGAAGCUGAGACAGAGCUGGACACACGGAUCCGGCUGUCAUGGCUUUGGCCUGUCCAGGAUCCUGUAGUUGGAUAUGAACUUCUUUACUGGGAAGCCAACAAUCCCGAGAAUAAGCACCGAGUGUCCCUGGAUGCCGCGGGCUCCUACGCGCUGGACGGCCUGAAGCCGGACACGUCGUAUGGUUUUUCUCUGGCAGCUCAGUCUGAAAUGGGUGUGGGAGUUUUCACCGAGCCCAUUGAAGCCAGAACCACCCAGUCGAUGACUGGAGCUCCUCCCAGGAAGGUGGAGGCUGAGGCCUUGAACUCCAGUGCCAUAAGAGUGAGCUGGAUGCCCCCCCUGUCAGUGAAACAGCAGGGGCCGGUGCUGGGGUACCAUCUCAUCUGCUCUCGGAUGGAGAAUGGGCAGCCACAUGGCCAGCCGAUUCUUCUGGACGUGCCGGUUUAUGAAGCUCAGGAGGCUCUCAUAACUGGCCUGCUUCCUGAGACGACAUACUCUGUGACAGUGGCGGCCUACACCUCCAAAGGUGAUGGAGCUCGUAGCAAGGUCAGGCAGGUGACGACCUCAGGAGCAGUGCCGGGGAAGCCCUCCAUGAUGAUCAGCACCAUGAUGGGGAACAUGGCUCUGAUCCAGUGGCAGCCCCCCAAAGAAAUGGUCGGGGAGCUCGUGGGCUUUCAGCUGCAGUACCGAAGAGCUGAUGAAGACGCUUUUACCGUCAAAGACUUCAAGAAGACCGAUGAUCACUUUGCUGUCACCGGCCUCCACAAGGGGGCCACUUACACCUUCAAGCUGUCUGCAAAAAACCGAGCAGGUGUCGGCGAGGAGCAUGUCAAGGAGAUCAGCACGCCUGAGGACGUCCCCAGCAGCUACCCUCAGAACCUGAGCGUGGUGGGCUUAGGCUCCUCCUCCGCUAGGCUGACUUGGGAACCCCCGCCUACAGCCGACAGGAACGGCAGGAUCGUCAGAUACGUCAUCGUGUACCGAGAUAUCAACAGUCCGAACAACAGCUCCAACAGUACCACAGAAACGCAGAUGACGCUUCAGGGUCUGCAGCCAGAAACUACCUAUGACAUCAGGGUCCAAGCCUUCACCAGCAAAGGAGGAGGACCCAUCAGCCCCAGCAUCCAGAUCAGAACCUCGCCCACCUCAAUGCCAGUGUUCGCCAAGAACUUUGGAGUGCAGGCUGUGAUGAAGACCUCAGUGCUGUUGACCUGGGAUCUGCCGGACUCAUACGAGCCUCAAGUUCCACUCAAGAUUCUGUAUAACCAGCAGAGCGUGGAGGUUGAAGGUGACCAGAAGAGGAAGCUCAUCACUCAGCUGCAGCCUGACACCGAGUACUCCUUCGUCCUCAUGAGUCGAGGGAAUGGGGCUGGCGCCAUCCAGCAGCAGGUUUCCAUCCGCACCGCUCCGGAUUUGCUGAAUUUCAAACCAGCGCUGUACCCUUCAGACGUGGAGGAGGACGGUCAAGUGGUCAUUGCCCUGCCUCAGGUUCCUGCUGCAGCUGCUCCUGCCAGGUGGUUCUACGUGGUGGUCGUUCCAGAAACUGCAGGUUCUCCACAAAGAAACCCGGAAGACAUGGACAUUCAUCGGCUCCUGGACGGUGGUCCUGAUGGAGAUCUCCUUCAGCCUUUCAUUGCUGCCAAGCUCCACACUCUGUCAGAGAUCUUCAUCCUCGGAGAUGAGAAGACAUACAAUGGCUACUCCAACAAACGCCUCCAGGACCAGCAAGAGUACCGCUGCUUUGUUCUGGCUGAGUUAACGGGUCACCAGUAUAGGACUUUGGCGGUCAGCUCGUUCUCCGAGGCCUUCACGCUGAACUUCAGCGGCGUAAUUCAACAUCCCCAGGAGGAUCCAGAGAUGUUGUGGGUGAUGGGUCCGGUUCUCGCUGUCAUCGUCAUCAUCAUCAUUGUCAUCGGUAUUUUACUCUUCAAGAGCAAACAGGAAAGGAAACGAACCUGUCCAGCGAAGGAUGAGCACAUUCUGGGGAUGAAGGAGUCCCUCACGGCUCAUGUGGUGGAUCCUGUGGAGAUGAAGAGGCUGACCUGUCAGACUCAAGGGAUGAAGGACCGUCCUCCUGUUGCUGUCUGUGACCUGGCAGACCACGUGGAGAGACUCAAGGCGCACGAAUGUCUGCGAUUCUCACAGGAGUAUGAGUCUAUUGAUCCGGGACAGCAGUUCACCUGGGAACACUCCAACCUCGAGGUUAACAAGCCAAAGAACCGCUACGCCAACGUCAUCGCUUAUGAUCACUCCAGAGUGCCCCUCACACCAGUGGAUGGAGUUCCAGGUAGUGACUACAUAAAUGCGAACUACAUUGACGGCUACAGGAGACAGAACGCCUACAUCGCCACGCAGGGACCCCUGCCAGAGACCCUGGCUGACUUCUGGAGGAUGGUAUGGGAGCAGAAGACCUGCACUAUCGUUAUGAUGACCCGUCUGGAGGAGAAGUCACGGGUGAAGUGUGACCAGUACUGGCCCAGUCGAGGCACAGAAACUUAUGGCACGAUCCAGGUGACCAUGUUGGACACUGUGGAGCUCGCUGCAUAUGUCAUAAGGUCAUUGACCAUCAGCAAGAACGAUUCAAGUGACAAAAGGGAAGUUCGACAGUUUCAGUUCUUAGCCUGGCCCGAUCAUGGAGUUCCUGAGUAUCCGACGCCGAUUCUGGCCUUUGUUCAUCGAGUGAAGGCCUGUAAUCCUCAGAAAGCUGGACCCAUGGUGGUUCACUGCAGUGCGGGGGUGGGGCGCACAGGCUGCUUCAUCGUCAUCGACGCCAUGCUGGACAGACUGAAGCGUGAGAAGUCGGUGGACGUUUACGGUCUGGUGACCUGCAUGCGAGCUCAGAGGAACUACAUGGUGCAAACGGAGGAUCAGUACGUGUUCAUCCACGACGCCCUGCUGGAGGCCGCCAUGUGCGGCAGCACGGAGAUUCCUGCUCACGGCCUGUACGCCCACAUGCAGAAGCUCAGCCACAUGCCUCCUGGAGAGACGGCCACAGCCAUGGAGCAGGAGUUUAAAAAACUGUCCAAUUAUAAGGCCCACACACUGAGAUUCAUCAGUGCCAACUUGCUAUGUAACAAGUUUAAGAACCGGCUGAUGAACAUUUUGCCUUUUGAGUCGACUCGCGUCUGCCUGCAGCCAAUCAGAGGGCUGGAGGGCUCUGACUACAUCAACGCCAGUUUCAUUGAUGGGUACAGGAAGCAGAGGGCGUACAUCGCCACCCAAGGCCCACUGCCGGAAACCACAGAGGACUUGUGGAGGAUGCUGUGGGAACACAACUCCACCAUUGUUGUCAUGCUCACCAAACUUCGUGAGAUGGGACGGGAGAAAUGUCAUCAGUACUGGCCAGCAGAGCGUUCUGCUCGUUACCAUUACUUCACCGUGGACCCCAUGGCUGAGUACAAUAUGCCAGAAUACAUCCUGCGAGAGUUCAAGGUCACAAACUCCAGGGACGGUCAGUCAAAGACCAUCCGGCAGUUUCAGUUCACUGGCUGGCCUGAGCAGGGAGUUCCCCAGACUGUGGAGGGCUUCAUCGAUUUCAUCGGCCAAGUUCACAAAACUAAGGAGCAGUUUGGUCAGGACGGACCCAUCACUGUACACUGCAGUGCUGGAGUUGGGCGGACUGGAGUCUUCAUCACUUUGAGCAUCGUGCUGGAGAGAAUAAGGCAGGAGGGAGUGGUCGACGUCUUCCAGACGGUCAAGGUCCUGCGGACACAGAGGCCGGCCAUGGUGCAAACAGAGGAGCAGUACCAGCUGUGCUACAGAGCUGCUCUGGAGUAUCUGGGAAGCUUUGAUCACUUUGCAACAUAACCUCAGAACAGUUUGGUGAUCUCUGAGCUGGAUCCUCGCUGCACCACAAGUCCUGUGAGGCCUAAUGAGGAGACUCUAAGCAGGACUGGUCAAUAUGACGCCUGCCAGACUCAGGAGAGGUGAAAGGUCACCGUGGACUACUGCCAUGAAGCUGCUACAGACCUCCUCAUGACUGGAAGCCAACCAGACAGGACUUGAGUUGAACUCUUGCCACAUAUCAAUUUGAUUUUCAAUUUUUAUGAGACUAUUCUUUAUUUUGUAAAUCCAUACAGCGAUAUUUUCUUAAUUUAAUUAUUUUGUCUGGAGAACAGGAUAUGAAAGAACAUUCAUUCACAGCUGCUACGUUGAUUAUAUUUGAUCAAGCAUCUGGUAUUCUCGUGUCAUUAUGAUUAAAGGGUAAUGAUGACUGCAGCAAAGGGGGAGUGUUACUGAAAGCUCUGCUGCAUCCAUCACUUCUUAAUCUGACAGGUUACACCUACAAAAUGAGCUCAGUACUUUCUUAAAUGUCAGCAGUAAAAUCUUUUUAGAGGUUUUAUGAAUGAAAUUGUCAUUUACAAAAACCAAUGCAAUGAUGACGACUGCUUCUUUCUGCUGAUAUUUGUUAGACAAUUGUUUCAUCUAAAACCUCAUCGUGUCGUAAGGACUCAAACCUAACAAAGGUUUUAUGACACUUUUUAUGCACGCAACACCUUGAUCUUUCAUCUAAUGAUUCUUUCCUCAUGCUAUUUGUUGCAGCCGUGAUCCGGCUGUUCUGGCAUUGAUGAGCCUGUACCCAACUACCUUAAUUUAUUAAAAUCCUUUUAAAAAGCAAA